Bubalus bubalis (water buffalo) is the source of this 1587-nucleotide messenger RNA. RefSeq names its product CD2 molecule (gene CD2). The coding region runs from base 93 to 1109 and encodes 338 amino acids. Lineage: Eukaryota; Metazoa; Chordata; Mammalia; Artiodactyla; Bovidae. The transcript is spliced from 5 exons. The record is from RefSeq and is a predicted model, not a curated record. Gene Ontology annotation, molecular function: signaling receptor binding. Gene Ontology annotation, cellular component: membrane. Gene Ontology annotation, biological process: cell-cell adhesion; positive regulation of type II interferon production.
GGUUAAGCUCACAGGGGGUGGAUUCCACUGAUGUUACUUGAGUUCCUUUUGCAAGAAGAACACAGAAUCACAGAAGGAAACGAUCCCCAAAGAUGAACCUCGCAUGUGAAAUCUUAGCCAGCUUCCUUCUGAUUUUCACUGUUCCCACCAAAGGUGAAGACCCUGAAAGCACUGUCGUCUGGGGUGCCCUGGAUCAUGACCUCAACCUGGACAUUCCUGGUUUUCCAAGAAGUGAUAAAGUGGCAGAUAUAAAAUGGAACAGAAACAAAAACAAGAUUGCACGAAUAAAGAAAGAUAUGCCACUUCACAAUGAAAUGGACAAAUAUGAUAUGUUUACAAAUGGAACUCUGAAAAUUAAAACUCUGAUGAGAAACGAUAGUGGUCUCUAUGAGGUAGAGAUUUAUGAUUCAAAUGGAGUAAACCUACUGAGCAAAAAAUUUGAUUUGAAGAUUCAAGAGAUGCUCUCAGGACCUGAAAUUAACUGGAUCUGUAUCAACAGAACUGUGAGCUGCAAGGUAGAAAAUGGAAGUGAUCCUGAAUUACAACUGUUUUUAAAUGCGACCCGUGUCAGACAAGGUCGUCGGAAGCUCAUCACCUUCACGUGGAACACCAAAUGGAAUAAAACAUUCAAGUGCGAGGCGAGUAACCAGAUUGAUAAGAAAGUCAGCACAGAAAUCGUCGUGUGUCCAGAUGAAGGUCUGGAUUUGUACCUCAUCAUUGGCAUUUGUGUAGGAGGCACCGUCUUCCUCAUCUUCGUGGCACUACUCAUUUUCUACAUCAGCAGGAGGAAAAAACAGAGCCGCAGGAGAGAUGAUGAGGAGCUGGAGAUAAAAACACAGAGAGCGAUCCUUGAGGAAAGAGGCCGAAAGCCUCAACAGACUCCAGUCUCAACUCCUGCAAAUCCAGGCAUGUCCCAAACUCCUCCAGUACCUGGCCAUCGUUCUCAGCCCCCGACUCAUCGUCCACGGGCUCUUGGCCCCCGUGUCCAGCCCCAGCAGAAGAGGCUUCCUCCGACACCAGGCACACAAGUUCAGCAGCAAAAAGGCCCUCCCCUCCCCAAGCCUCGCGUUCAAACGAAACCUCCCUGUGAUGCCGAAGAAAACUCCUAACUCUGCCGCAGCUGUCCUCUUCCUCUCAUCAAAAGAGAUGAAAACCCGUCCUUUCCCAUAAAAGGCACUGUGGAAUUUCUCCACUCCGGGCGUGCACGCCCACACCUCCAUCCUCCAGCAAGGCUGCUCUCCAAGCAGACCACGAUCGCCUCCCCAGCCCGUGAGCCACAACCACGUGAGUCGGAGUCUGUGACUUCUAACGCAGCCACGCUGCCUGACGUCUGCAGUCUCUGGCCCCCUUCCCCAAUCACCCCUUCUCCAGGAAGGGAAAAAACAAUAAAAGUGCGCACACGAGUACUGGGUGAUAGAGCACAGAUUCCCUCUCAGAGCACGUGCCCAUGUCAGAUGUCAAGCAGUCACUGUGGCCGUGUCUUGUACAAGCAGCUUCCUGUUUGAGACGCUCUUGGUUUUCUUAUGUGCCUGGUGGACACUUGCCCACUGUAUUGGGAGUACCAGUGAAAUAAAAGCCUUGACUUGA